AUGGGCCUGUCCGCCUUGCUGGCGAGCGCCGUGGGCACCUUCGUGCUCCUGCCGCUGCUGCUCUUCGCGGUCUCCGCGAAACUCUGGGCUUUGUACUGCCUGCGGGGCCGCGACCGCUGCUGCCCCCUGCCGCUGCCCCCCGGCACCAUGGGGCUGCCUUUCUUCGGGGAGACGCUCCAACUGGUGCUGCAGCGGCGCAAGUUCCUGCAAAUGAAGCGGCGCAAGUACGGCCACAUCUACAAGACGCACCUCUUCGGGCGGCCCACGGUGCGCGUGAUGGGCGUGGAGAACGUGCGGCACAUCCUGCUGGGCGAGCACCGGCUGGUGGCUGUGCAGUGGCCGGCUUCGGUGCGCACCAUCCUGGGCGCCGGUUGCCUCUCCAACCUUCACGACGCGCAGCACAAGCACCGCAAGAAGGUCAUCAUGCGAGCUUUCUCCCGUGAGGCCUUGGAACACUACAUCCCAGUGAUCCAGGAAGAAGUGAGCGCUUCCCUGAGGCUAUGGCUACUGGCUAGCGCUGACAGCAGCUCCUGCCUGUUGGUAUAUCCGGAGGUGAAGCGCCUCAUGUUCCGCAUCGCCAUGCGCAUCCUGCUGGGUUUCUGUCCGGGCCAGCCAGGCUCUGAUGGUGAGGAGCUUCUGGUGGAGGCCUUUGAGGAGAUGAUCCGCAACCUUUUCUCCCUGCCUAUUGAUGUGCCUUUCAGUGGUCUUUACAAGGGCUUGAGGGCGCGGGAUAUCAUCCAUGCCAAGAUCGAGGAGAGCAUCCGGGCAAAACUGGCUGGGAAGGAGCCUGCUGAUGGCUACAAGGAUGCACUGCAGUUGCUGAUGGAGCACACACAGAGCAACGGGGAGCAGCUCAACAUGCAGGAGCUAAAGGAAUCUGCAACUGAACUACUUUUUGGUGGGCAUGAAACGACAGCCAGUGCUGCAACCUCCUUGAUCACCUUCCUAGGCCUUCACCAGAAUGUCCUGCAAAAAGUACGAAAAGAGUUAAAAGAGAAGGGAUUAUUGGGAAGUUUGAACCAAGAAAAGCAUUUUGAAAUGGAAGUCUUGGAACAGCUGAAAUACACUGGCUGUGUCAUCAAAGAGACACUCCGGAUGAGUCCACCAGUUCCAGGAGGAUUCAGGGUGGCCCUCAAAACUUUUGAACUAAAUGGGUACCAGAUUCCUAAAGGCUGGAAUGUCAUUUACAGUAUCUGUGACACCCAUGAUGUUGCAGAACUUUUCAUCAACAAAGAUGACUUUAACCCUGACCGCUUCAUGUCCCCUUUCCCAGAGGAUGUGUCACGGUUUAGUUUCAUUCCUUUUGGAGGUGGCCUAAGAAGCUGCGUUGGCAAAGAGUUUGCUAAAAUUCUCCUCAAGAUCUUUACUGUAGAGUUGGCCCGGAACUGUGACUGGCAGCUUUUAAAUGGACCCCCAGCUAUGAAGACUGGCCCUACUGUGUAUCCAGUGGACAAUCUGCCGACAAAAUUUACACGUUUUAAUGGCCAGGUUUAA
Varanus komodoensis (Komodo dragon) is the source of this 1494-nucleotide messenger RNA. RefSeq names its product cytochrome P450 26A1. Gene Ontology annotation, molecular function: heme binding; oxidoreductase activity, acting on paired donors, with incorporation or reduction of molecular oxygen; iron ion binding. The coding region runs from base 1 to 1494 and encodes 497 amino acids. The transcript has 7 exons. Gene Ontology annotation, biological process: sterol metabolic process. The record is from RefSeq and is a predicted model, not a curated record. Lineage: Eukaryota; Metazoa; Chordata; Lepidosauria; Squamata; Varanidae.